Messenger RNA from Vicia villosa (hairy vetch), 1125 nucleotides. RefSeq lists its product as uncharacterized. Lineage: Eukaryota; Viridiplantae; Streptophyta; Magnoliopsida; Fabales; Fabaceae. The transcript is spliced from 3 exons. The record is from RefSeq and is a predicted model, not a curated record. Bases 1 to 1125 code for a protein of 374 amino acids.
AUGAAGAAUGUUAUAGAUAACUGGAAGCCUAAUGGUGGAACCCAUGGUUUCUAUGUGAAAUUUCUGAUGAGGAAGGCUGAAGCCCUCACUGUUGAGGAAAAAUGGAAAGAAUUCAAUGCUCUCCUAGCCGUCAUGAUCUAUGGAUUGGUGUUGUUCCCGAAUAUUCCGAACUUCGUUGAUCUUACUGCUAUCUGUCUCUUUAUGGAUCAAAAUCCUGUGCCCACUCUGUUGGCCGACACCUAUUAUGCCAUCCAUUCUAGGUAUGGGAAGAAGGGAUCAGUUGGGGACUGUUUACCGUUGCUGUACGAAUGGUUUUCUUCACAUUUUCCUAAAAGUGGAGCAUUUGUUGCCACAAGAGAUACACAGAAACGGCCUCAAAGGAUCAUGGGACUUACUGCAAACGAUAUUGUUUGGUAUCACCUCAGAACGAGCAUCGAGCAAGUUAUAACAAGGUGUGGUAGCUUUGGCAACGUCCCUCUCAUAGGAACAAAGGUAGUUAUCAAUUAUAAUCCGAAACUCGCAUUGCGCCAGUUAGGUUUUGUAUUGAAAGACAAGCCUUUGGAUAAAGAGAUAUUUGAGUCCGUUUGUUUUGAAAAGGGAACCGAUCCAGAGGGUUUAGAAAAGAAUGUCGUUACUAAGCAAGCCUACACUGAUUGGGUGAAAGAUAGAGUCAAGGAGCGCCUAUUGCCUUUCCCGAAGGUUAAACCAUUGUAUGAGCAACCACCUGAAAUUUUAACUGCCACUGUGCCAGCUGAGGACUAUACCCAAGAGGAUCUUCUAGAGUUCAAAAGAGGACUAGAACUGAAAGGGGGUGAAAGAGCUACCACUGUUGUUGUUAAGGAUCACCAGAAGAUCAUAAAAAAGGCCAUAAAAGAGGCAGAAGAGAAGCUCAAGCAAGAGUACAGAGAAGAUCUGAAAGCCUACAAACUCAAGAUAGAAAAGGAAGCUAAAGCUGAGAUCAAGAGUUUGAAAAAGAAGUUAGAAGAGGAAACUACCCAAAGAAUAGCGGUUGAGACUCAACUUAAAGGUAGCCACCUUCGCGCCUCUCGCGUAACAGAAGAGAAUGCAAAGCUCAAAAACCAGAUAGCAGAAAUGGGAAGUACGUUUGAGAAAGAUUCCCCCUGA